Molecule: messenger RNA, 1696 nt
Organism: Cajanus cajan (pigeon pea)
Lineage: Eukaryota; Viridiplantae; Streptophyta; Magnoliopsida; Fabales; Fabaceae
Source: RefSeq, a predicted model, not a curated record
ACGAGGGAAGUAGAAAAACGAAGGCAGGGGUAGUUUGGUCAGAAGAAUUAGCAAAGCGAAAAUUUUGAGUGUGGGCUGCACAACACAACCUCGACAUUGACAUAUUGACAAUGGCAAUGCCUUCUGUAUGAUUCUCAGCACAUAAUCGAUCGCUCUCUGUUGAUUCGAUCGAUUUCGAAGGAGAAGCCAAGCUUCAGCCCUAGCGUUUCCACAAUUGAUUCUGAUGAUAUAUUUGCAGCGGUGUUUGUGUGAGGAUUUGGGGCUUUUCCGGCUGAUAAAUAUCUUGGCUUGAUUGUGGGCGAUACUUAUUGGAUGGGAAUAAUGCAACGCAGUUCACUUAAAAGACCAAAUGAUAGUACCCGGAUUCUCGUCACGGCUAUUAUGGGAAUAGCCUUUGGAUUUUUUAUUGGUAUUUCAAUUUCAUCUGUUCAUUUUACUAAGAUUAGCUUACUUUCAUCUGUAGGGAGUUCUGUUGAUGUACCUGUAGCUGAAAUAGACAGAUUUUCGGCAGAAGUAGACAAAUCACCUGCUGUUCUUGAUGAGUAUUCUGGAACCAAAAAUCUUGAAACCCUAGGGUCAAUUAGAUUACCAAAAAUAUUUGUCCCAUCAAAUCCUCGUGGAACUGAAACACUACCCCCUGGAAUUAUUGUAUCAGAAUCUGAUUUUUAUUUGCGCAGAUUAUGGGGUGAACCAAGUGAGGAUUUAAAGAAAAAGCCAAAGUAUUUAGUUACAUUCACUGUUGGCUAUGAACAGAGGCAUAAUAUCAAUGCUACAAUGAAAAAGUUUUCUGAUGAUUUUGCAAUUUUGCUCUUUCAUUAUGAUGGUCGGACUAGUGAAUGGGAUCAAUUUGAGUGGUCAAGGAAUGCAAUCCAUAUUAGUGCAAGGAAACAAACAAAAUGGUGGUAUGCUAAAAGAUUUUUGCACCCUGAUAUAGUUUCAGCCUAUGAAUAUAUUUUUAUUUGGGACGAAGAUCUUGGAAUAGAACACUUCAAUGGAGACAAGUAUAUUAAUUUAGUGAAAAAAUAUGGUUUGGAGAUCUCUCAACCUGGUCUUGAGCCCAAUAAUGGAUUGACAUGGGAGAUGACAAAAAGGAGGGGUGACAAAGAAGUUCACAUGAUUACAGAAGAGAAACCAGGUUGGUGUAGUGAUCCACAUUUGCCUCCUUGUGCUGCAUUUGUGGAAAUUAUGGCACCCGUCUUUUCUCGUGACGCUUGGCGAUGUGUGUGGCAUAUGAUUCAGAAUGAUCUAGUACAUGGAUGGGGAUUGGACUUUGCUCUCAGAAGAUGUGUAGAGCCAGCACAUGAAAAAAUUGGUGUAAUUGAUUCGCAAUGGAUUGUUCAUCAAGUAAUUCCUUCACUUGGUCGCCAGGGAGAAGCUGACAAAGGAAGAAAUCCUUGGGAUUCGGUCCGGACCAGAUGCAGAAGUGAAUGGGCUCAGUUUCAACUUCGCCUAACCAAUGCUGAUAAGUCUUAUCUUGAAGGACUUAAACGAAAUGGGAAGGUUUGAUAUAUGGAUCCAUCUUCCUAUGUUGUACAUGUUUUAUGUACACUCUGGUAUUUGUUUUGUAUUGUUUUCUCCCCUCACCUGUCAUGCAUAUUUUCUGGUCCUAUUUUUUAGAAAUUAAUUUAUACCAGUGUAACUUAAUCACUUAUUAUUGAAUAACUUUUAAUCCGUCAGAUUGAAAUUUCUUGUCUUA